Molecule: messenger RNA, 1159 nt
Organism: Danio aesculapii
Lineage: Eukaryota; Metazoa; Chordata; Actinopteri; Cypriniformes; Danionidae
Exons: 6
Coding region: 183-686 (167 amino acids)
Cellular component (GO): membrane
Source: RefSeq, a predicted model, not a curated record
GAGCCUCAUAUUUCUGAGAGAUGGCCUCUUCAAUGACUACUGAAGCGAAUGGAGUGAGGGGUGGUCACUCACAUUAUCCCAAUCCAGGAGAAAAUAUUGUCUCCAGAGCUUAAGGAGACCUCCGUCAAACCCAACAAGGUCAAACUGCCACCAAAAGUUAGGAUGUUCCUGAAGGGGAUCCCAUGCCACUGGGGUUGGUGCAGGUGUUUACUGGUUUGGUUUUGAUGAGUCUGUGCACCAUCGCAAUACUGGUCAACAUACUGAGGGUUAAUUAUGUAGUCUGUCUCGGACUUCCAUUUGUCAUUUCUGGGUCUGUGGCAAUUGCUGCAUACAGAAGACCCAGUUCUUCUCUGAUUAAAGGCACACUGGCCAUGAGUGUGAUCUGUACUCUGCUGGCAGCUGCAGGAACUGGUUAUUUCAUCUGGGAGAUCAGCACACAACAAAGACAAGAACAUUGUAAUGAAAGGGGUGGCUGGAACUGUUCCGACAUGGUUUGGAAAUUUUAUGAUUUGAGAGGAGGAGUGUUGGGUUUAUUGCUGGCGCUGUCUAUUCUAGAACUGUUUGUGUGCAUCAUUCUGUCCAUCUUCAGCGGCCGGGCCAUUCAGCAGGACGAAAGUGAUGUUGACUCCUACAGCAGCAAAUCCUGUCUCCUGAAGCCCGGCCUGGAUUCCACCUCCAACUCUUAAAAAGCCACAAGCUUAUGGCCAAGGUUUAUCUAUACAAAUGUUUAAGCAUCAUAUAUAGGCCAAACAUUAUCACACCAUUAUAGAGGUCAUUUUCAUUUGCUGUGAUUACAGUAUUGCACAUUUCCAUUUAUUCCUGUCAUGUUUAGUAUCCACACUUCUUUAUGGGAAUGUUUUGUGAGAUCUUUUGCACUCUUUUUGAUAAAUUUAUAAAUAAAUAGCCAUGUGUUUCAUUAUUAUGCUUGUUUUGUAUUGAGGGUGGUGACCACAUUAGUGUUAGAACAGCAAUGGUUUAUUAUCAUUAUAAUCAUGCACUGCAGGUUAUUAUGUCAGGUGAACCCUUACAAAGACUAUAGAACGUGCAUUAAAGGAACUUAGACUGCUAUUAACUGUUUAUGUUUUUCAGUUGAAAAAAGUUGUAGUGUAGACGUCACUGCUCAUAAAAUCUGAACACUUAUUAAAACUUUAAAACCAUC